Molecule: messenger RNA, 1236 nt
Organism: Cylindrotheca closterium
Lineage: Eukaryota; Bacillariophyta; Bacillariophyceae; Bacillariales; Bacillariaceae
Source: the annotation of a GenBank genome assembly
AUGGGUUUAUUCUCCACCCUAUCGACAUCGGAUGACGGACCACAAACGUCUUCUGUCAACAUCCCCACGGUUGUCCAACUCUACACAUCGAAGCCAAUUUUGAUCGAUACAACUCCCAUGGUGAACGGCUACACUGCCAUGACAUAUCAAGCAAUUCAAGUGGGUGCCUUCAAAGAUGAACAGGAGCCCAAAAAUAGACAUCAAAACCCUGACUUGGGCGUCUGGAAUUGUCGAGUGAACAGGGAAACUCUGUUGGAUUCCCUCUUAGCCAAAGUCACUUCGCAUUCCAGAACAUACUGCUGGACGGUGGAUUUGUCUGAUUCUACUUCUGUGGAACCUAGCAUUAGUCAAUUACAAGGAGCUUUGGUGCGAUAUCUGAUUGAAAAUCCUCCUCCAGAAGAUGAGCAACGAACAACCUCCACUACAACAUUGUAUCAACUGCAAGCAACUCAGUUUGGCUUGGCAGUGGAAGAUAAAGAGUCAAAUAUUACGGCAAAGAAUAUUGGUGAAGCGACAGCCUCUAUCAAAACGUCAAUCAUGAUUUGCGCGAUAAUGCCCGUGGAGGAACAAGAAGUCAGCGAAAGCGCCUACAAAACCAACCAGGCAAAUGCCUUGGUCAUCUAUCAUCUUCGAAGGUUUGCAGCUGCCAUAAAUGCGACACUUUGUUUUGUCGAACCUGAAGAUGCAGCCUCAGAAAACAAUCCAUCUUCUCCAAUGAAGGAAUCCCAACAAUCGCAAUCAAAAUCACAAUCUCAGCAGCAGAAGGAAUCCUCCCAACCAGCCGUGAGCUUCGAUGAACUAUCGAAACUGUGGAAGGAACUAGCUCUAGAUAAACCCAUCUGGGAGACUGACGACAAAGAAAACGCGAACGACAAUGACAAUACAGAAGGGUCCCCUGUCAGUGUUGCCACACCCAUUUACGGUCCAGGACGGCACCAAGAGGAUUUCAUUGAAAGUGUACUACUGAGAAAUGCACAUUACCCCGGACACUGGGAAGCCAGCAAAGAUAGUCUGUGGGUGGCAUUGCCGACCGCACGCGAGACACCUCAAGCCGAAACUGGAACAGACGAUGGGGACGACGGAUGGUUGUCCCAACUACGAGAAUCCAUUGCCUCGGCUGCCUCAGCUGCCAAGCCAGCUAUUGCCCCCGAAGAGACCAAAGCAGAAGAGAAGGCAUCCGAAACACAGGACGUGGCCGUAUCCGAUUUCUUUGCCAGUUUGUUGAAGGACCCAUAG